GUUUGUUCAAGUACCCAUUUUGUGAAUCUCUCACAUAUUUCAUUUUUUAUUGUUCCCCCUAUAUAUUCUUCCCCUUUAAAUUCUUCAUUCUCCCUAAUACAAGCAAAAACAGCAUUUGAUACCCAUUCUACUGAGUUGUACCACUUGUUUAGGUUUACCGUAAAAUGUAAAAGCUCCCACUGAACAGUUUGAUUCUUGUUUUGUACUCUUUCUAAGGGCACCACAAUCUUGGAGUAUCUCAAACAAGGUUUGUCUCUAUUGUUUCCUUCCAUUUAUUAAUUCUCUAAUUAUUGCAUCUCUGAUCCUAACAACUUGAUGCUAUCCAAUGGGGUUGUGUCAGUUUCCUUCAUUUUAAAUUCAAAAUUCUUGACUCUCUAGUCUCACAAGCUUACAUUCAUCUGGCUUCUUGUCUGUGACUUUGCUCUCUCACACUCUUUAAAAGCGAAUCUACUUUUUCCUAUUUGUUAAGCUCCUCUGAGCUAGUGGUUUUAAGUUCCCUUGUCAAGUCUUGCAAAGUACACCAAACCAAGUUCUGAGGGUUGAAUCAGAGGAAUGGGUGGUGAGAAUAAUGAAGGUGAGAUGGGGUUUAAACAUGUAGAUGAUGAGAGUGGGAUCUCAAGAGUUGGAGUUACAUCAACAGAUCAUUUCUUCUCUUCUGUAGAUUGGGAUCCAGUUGUCAGUGGUGGUGGCUUCUCAAGCUCACAUUACACUUCAAUGGUGAUGGACAAUCCAGGGAUGAGUUGCUUCCCUCAUUACCAGACCGGUUCUGGUUAUCCAGACAUGCCUCCCAGUCUACUUCCGUUUGGUGAUUGUGUAGGUGGUGGUCCGGUUCUUGGUUCAGACAAGAAAGGGGAAAGUGUUGGAAGAUUGAUCAGAGCUGGAGAGUCACAUCAGGUUUCAGAUGAUGUUGUUCUUGGUGCUUCUCCAUCUAGAAAAAGAAGGCAACUCGAAGCCGAAUCAUCACAAAGGAACAAGAAAGCUGUGGAGGAGUUUCUAGAAGAACCUCAAAGGGGAAGUGAUCAGAGCCAGAAGAAACACAAAAAUGAUCAGAGUAAAGAGAAGGAGAGCUCACAGAGCGAAGAAGCACCAGAAAAAAACUACAUUCAUAUGAGGGCAAGAAGAGGUCAAGCUACUAAUAGCCACAGUCUUGCAGAGAGGGUUAGAAGAGAAAAGAUCAGUGAAAGGAUGAGACUGCUUCAAGAGCUUGUUCCAGGAUGCAACAAGAUCACUGGGAAAGCAGUUAUGCUUGAUGAGAUCAUCAACUAUGUUCAGUCAUUGCAACAACAAGUUGAGUUCUUGUCUAUGAAACUCGCCACGGUGAAUCCAGAACUCAAUAUUGACAUAGACAGGAUUCUUGCCAAAGAUAUUAUGCAAUCAAGAGAUGUAAGGACUACUCCUACGCUGGGGCUGAAUCCUUUCAGUGGUUUUCAAGGGACGAUACCGAACGUUCCUACCACCACAAAUUCACAAUACAACCCAUUACAUCAGACAACACUAGAGAGUGAACUACAGAGCCUCUACCAAAUGGGGUUCGUCUCAAACCCAUCGACUAUGUCUAGUUUCUCACCUAAUAAUGGUCGGUUGAAACCAGAGCUCUAGUACUUCCAAGGAUGAGUUCAAAUAUAAAUUUGAAAGAGAGAGUGAGUGAGAGAGUUUGUAUAGGCUUUGGUUCGAAAUAACAUAUAUGUUCUUCCUUGUUAUUAUUAAUUUUUCUACAAAACCAGAAUGAUUUGGAUUCUUUGUUGUUGUUUUUGUUUUCUCAACGAAGAACGGAAUUUAUUAAAUAUGGAAUCAUUUUACUAAACUGAAAUUAUAGGUUGAGGUUGUAGUAUAUAGAGUACGUUAUCCAUGUGUUUGUACUCAUGUUGCUUAGGGAGUAUAUGACAAAAUAUAUCUUUAUCAUUCUAUUUGUUUGUUUCUGAAAAAUAGCAACGUAUUCUUCUCUUACAUAGUUAUUGCAUUUUUUUCGUUCUUUUGCUAUUUGCACUUUCUUCUUUAUGUCAUUUAGGAUAGCAAUCUUUCCCAUACAUUUUUCACAAACAAAAACGUAAAGAAACAAAAACAAAACACCGAUUAGACCUACUACAUAGCCAGCAAGUAAGGCAUUAUACAGAGAGUAAUUGUUGGACUACCACAUACGGCUAUAUAAGGUUGUAACUCUUAACCUUGUGUGAUUCCCAAGAAAUACCCAUAAACCAAGAAGUAUUUAUUAAGGCUGUAAAUCAAAAGGCACUAUAAUUUUGAUAAGCUAAAAUUUUUAAUUUCUUUCUAGAUUAUAUCAUUAAACAAAUCACAAACUGACCAUACUGGUUUUAGUGUUCCAGCUAAGCAUAUGCACACGGCAUAAACACAUGUUAUAUGCAAUGCAUACGGCCAAAAAAAUAAUGUUAUCAAAGUCCAACUAUAGUUAAAUGGAACAUUUAAUACAAAUAUGUUUGGUCUUUUCUUUUUCAUAUGGGUCUUACACAUUCGCACCAGGCGAAUAAAUACAGGGGUUAGUAGAUAUGCGACCCUACUUCUAUAAAUACUUUCCCGGGCAAAAAAAACGGUUUUUAACUGUCGCUGUAGAAUGUCACGUGUCAUAAUCGUAUCGGGUCGAGACCAUCGAAGGGUUAUAAAGUAGCCGACAUGGAAGUCUUUAUCACCGGUUAAGUAAGACUUUGGCGACGUAGAGACAGUCUCCACCAUUACGAUCUCGCCACGUCAUUUGAUCUGGCACCUUCCACAUUUACACCACACACAACGUGGAAUUUGUCGCCUAAUAAUUUAUCGUUUUUUUUUUUGUUGGCUUUAUGAUUUUUUUUCUUCCGUAAAUGAUAAUGCUCAUUGCUCACCUAAUAAUUAUCUAUUUUUUUUUUCAACUUACUUUUUGUUUUUUUUUUUUUUAAUUGUAAAAAAGGAAGUUGUUAGCAUUUGAAUUUUGUAGAUUUUAUUAGCAAUGUAUGAAAGUUUAUCUGACUUUUUUGCUGGGUUUAUGAUCUUUUUCCGUAAAUGACAAUCCUCACCUAAUAAUUAUCUGACUUUUUUUUUUGUUUAAUAAGUUUUUUGAACAAAAAAAGGGGAAAAAGUUUUAAAUAUUUGAAUUCUUUUUUUCUUUUUUUUUGUUGUAGAUUAUAAUGGCAUAUGAACUUGAACGCGAAUUCUCCGCGGAAUUGGGGUAUAAGGCACAUCGUGAAUCUUGCGAAUAAUUGGGGUUUCUGAUUCUUCUUCUUCAUCUUCAUCUUCAUCUUCAGGGGUUUCUCAUUCUUUCAAGUCAAACCAAAAAGUGUUCAUCUUUGCAAAAGUGUUCAUCUUCUUCUUCCGUAUCUUUUUAGACGACUUAUUGAGCAGCUGAUUAUGUUCUUCUCUGCCUUUUAGUUUAAGACAAGAGUCUGAACA
This is a messenger RNA of Brassica rapa (field mustard), 3378 nucleotides long. RefSeq names its product transcription factor bHLH74. The record is from RefSeq and is a predicted model, not a curated record. Gene Ontology annotation, biological process: regulation of DNA-templated transcription. Gene Ontology annotation, cellular component: nucleus. Gene Ontology annotation, molecular function: DNA-binding transcription factor activity; protein dimerization activity. NCBI's taxonomy places the organism in Eukaryota, Viridiplantae, Streptophyta, Magnoliopsida, Brassicales, Brassicaceae.